Messenger RNA from Colias croceus (clouded yellow), 3561 nucleotides. RefSeq lists its product as uncharacterized. The record is from RefSeq and is a predicted model, not a curated record. Bases 271 to 2130 code for a protein of 619 amino acids. The transcript has 6 exons. NCBI's taxonomy places the organism in Eukaryota, Metazoa, Arthropoda, Insecta, Lepidoptera, Pieridae.
UCGACCGCCGACUCGAACGCACGUCCCGCCCCGCAAAUUCAAAAAUAACGGGUGUUAUAAACCGCUGUGAAAUCAGGCAAAAGUUAACUGUGUUUAUCGUGAUAUAAGUUCUAAAUUAACCAAAGUGCUUGUGAUUAUGUGUGCUAUCCGGAACUUUUAGGUUAUUAGAUGCAUUCACGUGAUUAGAGAUAACCAUAUGAACACAGCAAAGUGAAGAUUACGAUAUCGGAUAUAAACCUGAGAAGCCUGAUUAUAAAAUGUGACAUAACAAUGGCAGCCACUGACGGGCAAGUCGUAGUUGCAGCAUCGCGCUGGUCUGAGGAAGGCCUCUACCUCCGGGAGUUCGUCGUCAAGAACCGCCUCCCAAAUGUCGCCAAGAUCAUCAAAGGACAGUACGGAGGGCUCGGUGUACCCACACUGCCCAGCCCCGGCCUUCAGAGCACAGCCCUCGUCGUCUCCGCGGGAAAAAGAAAGAAGAUCAUCGCUCAAGCCAUUAAAUUGAAAGAAGGCAGACGCAUGGUCAGUAUUGGACCGAGAAUCGCUAUCCCCGACACGUAUAAAGGAUAUUUCGAACUACUCAGUGAAGAAGGCAGGGCUGUGAGGUGUAUAGAGUCAGUAUCAGAACUAGCUAGACGAAAACUAGACGACGGCUGCUUAGUAAGAGAACCAGUGAGAGUUAUAUGCGCUAAAACAGAUUUAGAUGGAAACAUAACAGCUGAUGGCGCGAGGAAUCUGCCAGCUGGUGAAGUAUUAAUGCCCAGAGGAGAAGUUUUUUUAGGAAAGAGUAAAUAUUUGAAAUGUACUGACUCGAAAGGUGAUACGGUAUUAUUAAGUUUGGAUCAGCGGGGAAAGUUCUCGGCCAUUGCGAAAGAAGAAAACAUAAGUGGCGUUCACACAGCUAAAACUUUAUUGACUAAAAGAUUGCCAAUAACAGUGAGAUUAGUUCACGGAACGCCACCAAGAGGCUUGAAAAGUGCCAGUCAUUUCGUACCAGAGAUACGCCUCUUAUCCAUAUUCGAAGAAGACCACGUCUUCGCAUUGCCUUUGCAAAAAGAAGGCAACUCGCUCAUUGCUUUACCUCUAGCGGCACCUUUGAAAAUGCUUAGGUGCAAAAACGAGGAGCAAAUUAAGAAUUUCAUGGAAUUUUCGAGGCUGGUGGAAAAGUGCAAUCGGUUGUUAAUAGAUGUAGUUGAUAGAAUCCACGUGCUAGACGGAAAACUCGGUGAUCCUAAGAGGCUCUUGAACGCGCCCCUUCACGCACCACCGUUAAUCAAAACUGGCUAUUUCUUACGACGAAGCGCUUCCUCCGAUUCAGCUAAUCACCACAAGCACAUGAACAAACACAACCAUAUUUACAGCAGCCAUAGAGACGAGAAUAGCAUCCCCGAUGAGUACGAUGAAAUAGAUCAAAUCUACGAUUACGUACGGGGUUUUGCCCCGCUGCCGAAGACUAUAAAAGCGUCGUAUUGCAAUGAUAUAUCUCGUCACGAAUCUGCACCGUCAUCACCCGCUCCGACACCUAUACACAUGCCUCUAAUAACCGAAAUAAAACCAGAACCGCCGCCCAUAGAGACAAUACCAACAAAGAAACCGCUGAACCAAAAAGCAGAGAAGCGAUCUCGUAAAACUGCCAUAACGCCCACGCCGAUAAAGGAGAAAGUAUUAGCGCCAGUACCGAAUCUACCUAAGCUGUACAUUAAGAACAACGUGAGCAACACGAAGAGUAGAAUGUUGUUCACACAGAAGAGUCAUUCGCCGACGAAAGAGACCCCUAGUCCAGUAACUAGUCCAAUAAGACCGUUGACGAAAGGUGAUUCCCCGAUAUUUAAUAUACGUUACAAAAGUCUGUCGAACAUACACCAAGCUAUGGAAUUAGAUGGUACUUUGGACUCGAGUCACUCCGGCGGCAGAACGUCUGGUGAUUCUGGCAACGGGCCAAAAUUGCCAGAAAAACGUUCGCGCAAACUGAGCAGGCCAAAGUCGUUGACGAAUCUAGUGUGGGAGCUGAAAGGCUGUCCCGUUGAAACGAAUGAGAAACCAAAAUGUAGAAUUAAAAACGAGGGUUACAAGAAACUUGGGAACAAGUUGUCUCUGGGAGCGCAGAAGAGAGUUCCCACGCUGUAUCUUUAGUUAUUCUGGUCCACGCUGUCAUAGGCGACACGUCAUGGAGCGGGAUAACAAGGGCGACACUUAUAAGGCUAUGGGUACAUCGAGCGGGAUUUGCGUGUGAAGUUUUGGAGCAACCAUGCAUACAGACCCUUAGCCAUUGAGGAGCAACAUACUGCAUGCAGACAGAUCCUUAGGCAUUAGUUCAACUGUACUAAAUAGCGACAAAAAUUGUUAAACAUCUUGCAUUCGAGAUUAAUUAUGUUGUGUACAAAAAGUACAACUUUAUCAGUGAAUUCGCAAAUAUACUUAAAUCCUUACAGAAUUUAAUAAGAAAAUUACUAAAUUGCCACCAAAGUAAAUUGAAUUGAUUGAAAUUCAAUUUAUAGAGUGAUUGAUCAAAAACAAGUCGCUGUUUAGUAUAUGUGAGUUAAAAUGAAUUAUUUUUAUAAUAUUGAGAUACCUAAUAACUUUUUGAAACAUUGCAAUGAAUAUCGUAUCCCAAGAAACAAAGAAAACGCGCAUAAAACGUUGCCUUUUUCCGCCUCGUUUGUACCUAGCCUACCUGUAAUCGAACGCGUAACAUGACAUUUCACAAAAGGCCUAAAGAAUACCCAAAAUGACGAGAACUGUCAAAUUGUAAAAUCAUAUUGGUAUUUAUUUUUCAAAGAUUCCUAAUUAUAUUAAAUGUCUAAUUGUUAUUUUCUUACCGAAAAAAGAAACAUUUGACAGUCGCUUCGAAGUUGGACGUCAAAAAUUUCAAAUUUGACAGUUCGAAAAAAAAUCAUCCAAUAUGGCCGAUAAUACAUUUUGAUCUCUUAAUAAUAAUUACUAUUUAUAUUAAUGCCAUAUUAAGGUAAAGCUUCGGUGUUCUUAGCGUUAAGAAUUAUCCUAAAUACCUAGUAUAUUUCCCUUUUAAUGUUUAAUCGUAUUUUCAAAAUACCAAAAUCUUGAGGUGCCUUACUAUAUUAUGAUAAAUUAAAAUCACCUUUUCGUCUAAUCUUAUUAUUAAAUGAGUCACAAUUUUAUAGUUGUAAUACUUUAAUAUGCAUUUAUGGUAUUUUAAAACAAAUGUAUUUUAAGAGCUGAUUAUAGUUUUUGAUAAAAUUGUUAAUUGUCUUAAUUAAUAACCAAUAUUAACGAAUUUUAUCAAAAUCUAUAAAAUACUGUUAUAUCUAUUAGAUGUUACACAAUGAUAAUUUUCUUGGAGGUUCAAAUAUUGUAAUUAAUUAUUUUUUUGAAUCUUUAACAAAGUUAUCGUUUUUAUUUCAAUUCUGUUAUAAUUUGUAAUUUGUGGUACUAUUUUGUUUUGACAAUAAUAUUUGAAUUUAUUUAUACGUUUAACAAACCAUUUUUAAUCGGUCAGUAAUUAAUGUUUUGUUAGUAAUUCAUUUUUGUGUAAUGUAAGAAAAGUUAAAUAAAAUGAAUAAAAGAAAAUAAAGUUAACAUUGAAUU